Molecule: messenger RNA, 765 nt
Organism: Cyphellophora attinorum
Lineage: Eukaryota; Fungi; Ascomycota; Eurotiomycetes; Chaetothyriales; Cyphellophoraceae
Product: 60S ribosomal protein L2
Exons: 4
Coding region: 1-765 (254 amino acids)
Biological process (GO): cytoplasmic translation
Cellular component (GO): ribosome; cytosolic large ribosomal subunit
Molecular function (GO): structural constituent of ribosome; RNA binding
Source: RefSeq, a predicted model, not a curated record
AUGGGUCGUGUCAUUAGGAACCAGCGUAAAGGUCGUGGCUCGAUCUUCACCGCCAACACCCGCCUGAACAAGGCUCCUGCCAAAUUCAGACAACUCGACUUCUCCGAGCGACAUGGCUACGUUCGAGGUGUAGUCAAAGAGAUCAUCCACGAUCCCGGCCGUGGCGCUCCUCUCGCAAAGGUCGUCUUCCGAAACCCAUACAAGUUCAAGGAUAGGACAGAGACGUUCAUCGCCAACGAGGGCAUGUACACUGGUCAAUUCAUCUACGCCGGCAAGAAUGCGAACUUGACUGUUGGCAACGUCCUUCCUGUUGGUGCUGUUCCCGAAGGUACCGUCAUCACCAACGUCGAAGAGAAGACUGGCGAUCGGGGUGCAUUGGGCAGAACCUCUGGCAACUACGUUACGGUCAUCGGUCACAACCCCGACGAGGGCAAGACCCGAGUCAAGCUUCCCUCCGGCGCGAAGAAGGUCAUUCUCAGCUCUGCUCGUGGCAUGAUUGGUAUCGUUGCAGGUGGUGGCCGUACAGACAAGCCGAUGUUGAAGGCAUCGAGAGCGAAGCACAAGUUCGCCGUCAAGCGCAACUCCUGGCCCAAGACUCGUGGUGUUGCUAUGAAUCCCGUCGACCAUCCUCACGGUGGUGGUAACCAUCAGCAUAUUGGUAAAGCCUCGACGAUUUCAAGAUACGCUGCACAAGGUCAGAAAGCUGGUCUCAUCGCUGCUCGCCGCACUGGUCUGCUCCGCGGUACCCAGAAGACGAAGGACUAG